AUGAAACAGGAAGCACCCACGAGUUGCCCGACAGUAGCAACAAGUUACGGCCAGCUUCCCACAGUGUUUGUUGACGAGGUCAGCGCAUGCAGGAUGCAAUCGAGGAGCGCAAAUUCUACAAGACAUAUUUUGGGAUCUGCAGGCAACGCCAGGGAGUCGACAUCCUCUAACUCAACAGCCGUCGAUGAACCCAAAAUGUCUCCUCUUUCUGCUCCGCAGUCGACGCCCACGAUGAACGGCCCCUCGCCAAUCGUUUCUCAUGCACGGAUCGGCGGUACCGCCACUGAUAAGGCGGGCCUUCCACCUGCAAUCCCCCACAAGACACCGCCUUCUGACAGGAUGGCGAUAUCGACUUCACGGCCUAACAGCCGAUUGCAAUCCGGGCCAAGUCUUCAUUCGAUUUUGAUGCGCCGACGCCUCCACGCGCAUGCCCUCGCCAUCAACUCUGAACAACGACAUCCCAGAAAAAAAGUACAUGAACCCGUACUUAUAGACAAGCCGCGGGACCGGAGCCCUUGGCCACCGACCUCCUACUCCCUCCCAACCGCCAGCCUCAUGUAUGACGACCAUCCGUUUUCCCAGUGGCUCCAGCCAGCUUUGGGCGAAAACGACUCCCCCAUCUCCCCCGCGUCCUCUUCGUCUGGCUCGUCAUUUGCUUCUUACCGUCCAUCGACAGUGCCACAGCCCUCGAUAUAUGGCGCGCUCCCCUAUCCUACCCACAAUCCCCGGCCAGCCUUCAUGACCUUUCGCUUCACGGCCCUGGAAGCUAGCAUAUCGGAAGGAGGAUUGCUAAAUGCCAGCGUCACGGGUCCUCCAAACGCAAAAACCUACUAUCGCAUACGCACCGAUGCGCCUGCAGAGGGAUUCACGGUCGUUGCCCAGGCAGGGUCCAAUGCGCCGGUGGCGGUCAUCCAGUGGUCAGGCGACGGCAUAAUCUCUGGUCCGGUGGUAGAGGUCAAGGGCGUGGUGUCCAAGAGGCUGACACGGGAGUGGUUGUCUUUGUCGCCUGAGAAGAGCUACCGUACAAUGUUGGCUCGGGAGCGCUCGUUCGUGUGGGUGCCAGAAGGGGCUCAUAUCUCCCUGUACACUGCUGGCCUACGGCUGCCGCAAAUGUUCGGCCGGAUAUCUUCGGAAGCUGAAACCGGCGCAUUACGACUCGAAAUCACCGCCGAAGCUAUUCAGAUUGGGCUACUCGAAGUAUGCGUCGUCUCUGCCAUCCUCCUCCAGUCGGGCCGGCGCAUCGACUAG
Mycena indigotica is the source of this 1248-nucleotide messenger RNA. RefSeq lists its product as uncharacterized. Bases 1 to 1248 code for a protein of 415 amino acids. Lineage: Eukaryota; Fungi; Basidiomycota; Agaricomycetes; Agaricales; Mycenaceae. The record is from RefSeq and is a predicted model, not a curated record. The transcript is spliced from 6 exons.